Drosophila kikkawai is the source of this 1539-nucleotide messenger RNA. RefSeq names its product retinol dehydrogenase 12. NCBI's taxonomy places the organism in Eukaryota, Metazoa, Arthropoda, Insecta, Diptera, Drosophilidae. The record is from RefSeq and is a predicted model, not a curated record.
UGACGGCUAUGUUAACUUGACUAACAGCAGUUAGCCGGCCAAAUACCGUUGAAAGCUUGUGGAUCAAGUGUGUACGUUCGUAUAUGCACUGCGAAACCGGUUGGAUGGGCAAUUCUACAUCAUUUGUUUAAAAUAGAUAUGUAUAUCCAUUACAUUUUUAACCCGAGCCUUCGGUCCAAAAGUUUGGGUUCAUUUGGUUCAGUCGGAAACAUUGAAACGCCCGUGACGGUGACUCGCUUUUCGGACUCUUGGCGAAAUUAUCUAUGCUAAAUGUGCUGAAGAGCUGUGUUUAGAUUACGGGCUGCCCAUAGCUACCCCCGUUACUAUCAGUUUUAUCAGUUGUCGUUCAGCAAUCGCUUCGGAAAUCACUUAUUAGCCCACAGAAUUUCGGCCGCCGACGCAUUCAAGAAAAGACCACGAUUUGGCUCGGGCCGGAGCUCUGCUAAGCUCAAUAUGGAAAUAAUAGUCAAUUUUCUGCAAAAAAUUGCCCCUGCGCUUCUUACCCAUGGCAUUCUCGGCAUUAUCGCUUUCUGUUUGAGGCUGUAUAUGCAGGGGGGGAAGUUCAGGAAGCAGACCGAUGAGACUGGAAAAGUUGCCAUCGUCACGGGCGGAAAUACGGGUCUUGGCAAGGAGACUGUGAUGGAGUUGGCCAGGAGAGGCGCUACCAUUUACAUGGCGUGUCGAAAUAAGGAAAAGGGUGAAAAGGCCCGGCGGGAGAUCGUCAAAACAACUGGGAACUCGAACGUUUUCUCUCGGGAAUGCGACUUGUCUUCUCAGGAUUCCAUUCGAGAAUUCGUCUCAGGCUUCAAGAAAGAGCAAAGGGAACUGCACAUACUGAUCAACAACGCCGGUGUCUUCUGGGUGCCGCGCAGCCUCACCAAGGAGGGAUACGAAAUGCACCUGGGAGUGAACCACAUUGGCCACUUUCUGCUCACCCACCUGCUACUGGAUGUGCUGAAGAGAUCAGCUCCUAGUCGGGUGGUUGUGGUGUCCAGCAAGGCACACGAACGCGGCCAGAUCCAGUCGGAGGACAUAAACAGCAACAGGUCCUACGACGAGGGAGUUGCUUACUGCCAAAGCAAGCUGGCAAAUAUACUCUUUGCUCGCGAAUUGGCCAUACGCCUGGAGGGAACCGGGGUCACGGUCAAUGCCCUCAAUCCAGGGAUUGCAGACACGGAGAUAGCAAGGAAUGUGAUCUUCUUUCAAACCAAGUUUGCUCAGUAUGUGAACCAUCCUGAGGCCGCUGCUCUGGUCGCUCAUGAAAACUCCAAGGAACGGGGCCCAGACCACUCUGUACGCCGCCCUAGACCCCGAUCUCGAAACAGUAUCCGGUCAAUACUUCAGCGACUGCAAGCCGGCCCCAUUGGCCCCAGCAGCCCUAGACGAUCAGAUGGGCCAGUGGCUGUGGGCCAAGACGGAGAAAUGGGCUGGCAUUCCUCUCUGACUUGGGCGGGGAGGGUAGUAUUAGGCACCUAGUCGCUGUUAAAGCCAAGUUAAUUGUUUUAAAAGUCACUCUUAGUUAUAAAAAAAUAAAACGAA